GGGUUUGGAGCGCUGGCGGCGGCAGCAGGUGGCGCGGGAGGCCGCGGCGCGCCAUGGGGCUCCCGGCGCUGCUGGCCAGUGCGCUCUGCACCUUCGUGCUGCCGCUGCUGCUCUUCCUGGCCGCGAUCAAGCUCUGGGACCUGUACUGCGUGAGCGGCCGCGACCGCAGCUGCGCCCUCCCCCUCCCGCCCGGAACCAUGGGCUUCCCCUUCUUUGGGGAAACACUGCAGAUGGUGCUGCAGCGGAGGAAGUUCCUGCAGAUGAAGCGCAGGAAAUACGGCUUCAUCUACAAGACUCAUCUGUUCGGGCGGCCCACGGUGCGGGUGAUGGGCGCCGACAACGUCCGGCGCAUUUUGCUCGGGGAGCACCGGCUGGUGUCGGUCCAAACGUCGGUGCGCACCAUCCUGGGCUCAGGCUGCCUCUCCAACCUGCACGACUCCUCGCACAAGCAGCGCAAGAAGGUGAUCAUGCGCGCCUUCAGCCGGGAGGCGCUCCAGUGCUACGUGCCGGCGAUCGCCGAGGAGGUGGGCAGGGGCCUGGAGCAGUGGCUGAGCUGUGGCGAGCGCGGCCUCCUGGUCUACCCCGAGGUGAAGCGCCUCAUGUUCCGCAUCGCCAUGCGCAUCCUGCUGGGCUGCGAACCCCGGCUAGCGGGCGGCGGGGACGCGGAGCAGCAGCUGGUGGAGGCCUUCGAGGAGAUGACCCGUAAUCUCUUCUCGCUGCCCAUCGACGUGCCCUUCAGCGGGUUGUACCGGGGCAUGAAGGCGCGGAACCUCAUUCACGCGCGCAUCGAGGAGAACAUUCGCGCCAAAAUCUGCGGGCUGCGGGCGGCCAGGGCAGGCGAGGGCUGCAAAGACGCCCUGCAGUUGCUGAUCGAGCACUCGUGGGAGAGGGGAGAGCGGCUGGACAUGCAGGCACUAAAGCAAUCUUCAACCGAACUCCUCUUUGGAGGACAUGAAACCACCGCUAGUGCAGCUACUUCUCUGAUCACUUACCUGGGGCUCUACCCCCAUGUACUCCAGAAAGUUCGAGAGGAGCUGAAGAGUAAGGGUUUACUUUGCAAGAGCAAUCAAGACAACAAGUUGGACGUGGAAAUUUUGGAACAACUUAAAUACAUUGGGUGUGUUAUUAAGGAGACUCUGCGACUGAAUCCCCCAGUUCCAGGAGGGUUUCGGGUUGCUCUUAAGACUUUUGAAUUAAAUGGAUACCAGAUUCCCAAGGGCUGGAAUGUUAUCUACAGUAUCUGUGAUACUCACGAUGUGGCAGAUAUCUUCACCAACAAAGAGGAAUUUAAUCCUGACCGAUUUAUGCUUCCUCACCCAGAAGAUGCAUCCAGGUUCAGCUUCAUUCCCUUUGGAGGAGGCCUUAGGAGCUGUGUAGGCAAAGAGUUUGCAAAAAUUCUUCUCAAAAUAUUUACAGUGGAGCUGGCCAGGCAUUGUGACUGGCAGCUCCUCAAUGGACCUCCUACAAUGAAAACCAGCCCCACUGUGUACCCUGUGGACAAUCUUCCGGCAAGAUUCACCCAUUUCCAGGGGGAAAUCUGAUGGGCACAAAUCUCAGACUUAUUUGACAUGUACAGAUGAGUUUUUAUAUAGUGUCGUGUUGACUUUAUUUAAUUUCUAAGUGUAUAUUAUAAUAUUUAUGUGUCUCUACUACAGUACCAUGGUCUUUAAAUAUUAAAAUAAUGAAUUUGUAUAGUUUCCAAAUAAAGUAAAAUUGAAAGGUA
Messenger RNA from Tupaia belangeri chinensis (Chinese tree shrew), 1723 nucleotides. RefSeq names its product cytochrome P450 family 26 subfamily A member 1 (gene CYP26A1). The record is from RefSeq and is a predicted model, not a curated record. The coding region runs from base 54 to 1541 and encodes 495 amino acids. Gene Ontology annotation, biological process: sterol metabolic process. Lineage: Eukaryota; Metazoa; Chordata; Mammalia; Scandentia; Tupaiidae. The transcript has 7 exons. Gene Ontology annotation, molecular function: monooxygenase activity; iron ion binding; heme binding.